UCCUAGUAUAUAUGAGGGCAAUUGCAAACACAGCGAGCUCAGAGGAAGAGAAAGCUUAGUAUACUAAAAGUAAGUAGAAUGGACAACCAUCGACCGCUGUUGGAGAAUCCUAAGACUUCUCCCUUCAGAACUCUAUGCUUAAUUCUCUCCCUAGCUGCCAUCAUAAGCUCAUCUGCACUUGUUGCUACCCAUCUACUUCAAGCCAACUUCUCCGAUCCUCACCUACAACACCACAUCUGUGAUCAAGCCCACAACCCAGCCUCAUGCUUAGCCAUGGUCACAGAAGUGGUGGGGGACACGAACAAUAUCGUGCAAAUGAACCAUGUCCAUCUACUGCAAGUGUUCUUAAAAAGAUCAGCCUACGAAAUACAAAAAGUCAAGGGGAGAGCCCAAGAUGUCAAGCAUAGGAUUAACGAUCCUAAAGAACAACUGGCUUUACUUGAUUGUGUGCAACUAAUGGAAUUGUCCAGGGACAGGAUCUUUGAUUCCAUAGCGGCUCUUGAAAAUAUGACCGGCCGUUCCUGUGAAGAUGCCCAUGCAUGGCUAAGCAGUGUUCUUACCAACCAUGUCACAUGCUGGGAUGGCUUAGAGGGAAUAGCCCGGGCCUCGAUGGAGCCAGGGGUCAAGGACUUGAUAUCGAGGGCCAGAAACUUCCUAGCCAUGCUUCUCGCGGUUUCAUCCUUGAAAACCGAAGUGACUAAGCCACUAAACGGGGGAUUCCCCUCAUGGGUCACGAAUAGGGAUCGGAAGCUUUUACAAGCUUUGCCAAAGGAAAUCAAGGCCAACGUUGUGGUGGCUAAGGAUGGGAGUGGGAAGUACAGAACUGUGAAAGAAGCUGUGGCAUCGGCACCCAAUAAAAGCAAAAUUAGGUACGUCAUUUAUGUGAAGAAGGGCACCUAUAAAGAAAAUGUUGAGGUUGGGAAGAACAAACAGAACGUGAUGAUCGUUGGUGAUGGCAUGAGCUCAACGAUUAUCACUGGCAGUUUGAAUGUUAUCGAUGGAUCGACUACUUUCAAGUCUGCAACUGUCGCUGCUGUUGGUGAUGGAUUCAUCGCCCAAGACAUCUGGUUCCAAAACACGGCCGGGCCACAGAAGCACCAAGCGGUGGCACUUCGUGUUGGAGCCGACCAAUCCAUCAUAAACCGCUGCCGCAUUGACGCCUAUCAGGACACACUCUACGCCCACUCCAACAGGCAAUUCUACCGAGACUCCUACAUCACAGGAACCGUGGAUUUCAUCUUCGGCAAUGCGGCUGUCGUGUUCCAAAACUGCAAAAUAGUAGCCCGAAAGCCCAUGAGUGGACAGGCCAACAUGGUAACAGCCCAAGGUCGAACUGACCCAAACCAAGCCACCGGGACUUCAAUCCAAAAGUGUGACAUAAUAGCAAGCUCUGAUCUGGAGCCCGUGAAGGGCUCGGUCCGAUCAUACUUGGGUCGACCGUGGAAGGAAUAUUCAAGAACAGUGGUCAUGCAGUCGUACAUAGGUAACCAUAUUGAUCCGGCAGGGUGGUCGGUGUGGAGUAAAGAUUUUGCAUUAAAGACACUGUAUUACGGAGAGUAUACUAAUAGGGGACCAGGAGCUGGUACUAGCAAGAGAGUGAACUGGCCUGGCUACCAUCUCAUUACUAGAGCAGAGGAAGCCAAAAAAUUCACCGUUGCUGAGCUGAUACAGGGAGGGAAUUGGUUGAAGUCCUCUGGAGUUGCUUAUUCUGAAGGGUUGUGAUGUGAAUUAUUAUAUGUACCAUCAAGAUGAUCACCUCAAGUUCGAAUAAGAACUUCAAGGAGUUUCUUUCCAUAGCUGAAGCUUGUGGUGUUUUGCUUAGGCAGCUUCUUUCUAUCUUUUAUUAUGUUAAUGGGUGAAAUGUUGUGUA
Carya illinoinensis is the source of this 1870-nucleotide messenger RNA. Its product is annotated as pectinesterase-like. Gene Ontology annotation, molecular function: pectinesterase activity; pectinesterase inhibitor activity. NCBI's taxonomy places the organism in Eukaryota, Viridiplantae, Streptophyta, Magnoliopsida, Fagales, Juglandaceae. Gene Ontology annotation, biological process: cell wall modification. The transcript is spliced from 2 exons. Bases 79 to 1722 code for a protein of 547 amino acids. The record is from RefSeq and is a predicted model, not a curated record.